GUUUCACUUUUGUGUCCUGACGCCUUGAGAACCGCUCUUGCUCGUGGCUCCCGUUGCUCCCGAGGUGAGCAGACAAGAAGCCCCUCACUCGCAUCCCGUCGAGUCCUCGCGUCGCUUGGUGGACCCAGAUACCUUGGCAGGGGUGAAAAAUCCGAGGACCAUGCCAUCGGCCUUUGAGAAAGUGGUCAAGAAUGUGAUCAAGGAGGUUAGCGGCAUCAAAGGAGAUCUCAUUCCAGUGGACAGCCUUCGGAACUCGACCAGCUUCAGGCCCUACUGCCUCCUGAGCAGGAAGCCCCCAAGUUCAUUGAUCUGGAAACCCCGUUAUACAUGUGUCGACCUGUCAAUCAAGGACAUCCUGGAGCCCAAUGCUCCAGAACCAGAACCAGAGUGUCUUGGCUCCUUCAAAGUCUCUGAUGUCGUCGAUGGGAACAUUCAGGGCAAAGUGACGUUGUCAGGCACAGGAGAAGGGAGAAUUUCUGGUGGGGCUACAGUGACUGACAGUUCCAGUGCCUCCAUGAAUGUGCGUAUACUGCGUGUGACUCAGGAGACCUGGGAGACCAUGCAACAUGAAAGGCACCUUCAGCAGCCUGAGAAAAAAAUCCUGCAACAGCUUCGGAGUCGUGGGGUUGACCUGUUUGUGGUGACUGAGGUGCUGCAGACAAAGGAGGAGGUGCAGAUCACUGAGACCCACAGCCAAGAGGGCUCAGGCCAGUUUACGCUGCUUGGAGCCGUAUGCUUGCAGGGUGAAGGCAAGGGCCACCAAAGCCGGAAGAAGAUGGUGACCAUUCCUGCAGGCAGCAUCCUGGCAUUCCGAGUGGCCCAACUGCUCAUUGGCUCUAAAUGGGAUAUCCUUCUCGUCUCCGAUGAGAAAAAGAGGACCUUUGAGCCCUCCUCAGGUGACAGAAAAGCAGUGGGCCAGAGGCACCAUGUCCUCAAUGUGCUUGCCACAAUGCGGCGUUACACCAGUGAGCAGUUCAGACUCCUGUCAGAUGGGAUCGAUGAGGAGGAAGUAGUUGAGGCAGACUUCCAGGGCCUGUAUGUAGAGGUGAAGUCUUGCGCCUCAGAACUGGAGAGCUUGGACAUGGAGUUGAGACAACAGCUACUGGAGAACAUCGGAAGUAUUUUACAGGACCAGCCCAGCAUGGAAGCCUUAACGGACUCACUAGAGCAGGGCCUGUGCAGUGGCGGCCAGGUGCAGCCUCUGGAUGGCCCAGCCGGCUGCAUCCUUGAGUGUCUGGUGCUUGACUCUGGAGAAUUGGUGCCGGAACUCGCGGCCCCUGUCGUCUACCUGCUGGAAGCAAUGUCUGUGCUGAGUGAAACCCAGAAGCUGCUGCUAGCUAAGGCUCUGGAGACAACGGUGCUGUCAAAGCAGCUGGAGUUGGUGAAGCACGUCUUGGAACAGAGCACCCCGUGGCAGGAGCAGUGUUCUGUGUCCCUGCCCUCGGUGCUCCUUGGGGACUGCUGGGAUGAGGAGGAUCCCAACUGGGUCUUGCUAGAAGAAUGUGGCCUAAGGCUGCAGGUGGAAGCCCCCCAGGUGCACUGGGAACCAACCUCGCUGACCCGCACAAGUGCCCUCUAUGCCUCCCUGUUCCUAUUGUCAAGUCUAGGCCAAAAUCCUUGUUAGCCUGUGGGCCUCCCUUCCCAUGACAUCCCCAGCCAGGGCAGAAUCUUGCCAAGCCCAGCCUCUAGGGAAGCCAAGAACCCAACUCAAUCACAGGGAUAUAAUGCAAUGAGACCCAGACGUUGGGAAAACUCAAUAAAUGUACAAAGAAAAGCAU
Mus pahari (shrew mouse) is the source of this 1778-nucleotide messenger RNA. RefSeq names its product gasdermin D (gene Gsdmd). Gene Ontology annotation, biological process: pyroptotic inflammatory response; defense response to bacterium. The record is from RefSeq and is a predicted model, not a curated record. NCBI's taxonomy places the organism in Eukaryota, Metazoa, Chordata, Mammalia, Rodentia, Muridae. The coding region runs from base 161 to 1624 and encodes 487 amino acids. Gene Ontology annotation, molecular function: phosphatidylinositol-4,5-bisphosphate binding; phosphatidylinositol-4-phosphate binding; phosphatidylserine binding. Gene Ontology annotation, cellular component: NLRP3 inflammasome complex. The transcript is spliced from 11 exons.